GCGUGCAGCGACGUGGCGGCGGGGCCGGCGCCGGGCAGCGGAAGUGGCUCCCGAGCUGGGACUCCAGUGUUUGUGUUUUGGUUCGUGAAGAAGCCUGGGGCUAGCCUGAGGGGAGGAGGCAGAGGAGGGAGGAGGAGGAAGAAUUAGCUGGAACUCGAGCGCGGGCGGCGGCGGAGGAGGAGAUAAGAGGAAGGCGGAGUGGCGGGAGGCGGAGACGGAUCCCGACAGGGGCGGCACCACGGCACGAACCCCGCACAGUCCAGUGUGAGGGGAGAGGCGCGAGGAGGAGACGCCUCCGCUGCCACCGCAAUAGACUAACUCCAGGCUUUCGGGCCCCCACGCUGGGCCUUGUUGUCAGGAAGCUUCAGUUCCGCGGCUCAGUUUGCUGCGGCCUCAGAUUUCUUUACCUCCAGAAAGAAAAAAAUUGACCCCUAGCAUCCUGGAAGAUUAUUUAAGAAUCUGAAAUUAGGGACUUCUUUCAAAUUUGGACAUGGCUAAUCGAGGUGCAACAAGACCCAACGGACCGAAUACUGGAAAUAAAAUAUGCCAAUUCAAACUAGUACUUCUGGGAGAGUCUGCUGUUGGUAAAUCAAGCCUAGUGCUUCGUUUUGUGAAAGGCCAAUUUCAUGAAUUUCAAGAAAGUACCAUUGGGGCUGCUUUUCUAACUCAAACUGUGUGUCUUGAUGAUACUACAGUAAAAUUUGAAAUAUGGGAUACAGCUGGUCAAGAACGAUACCAUAGCCUAGCACCAAUGUACUACAGAGGAGCACAAGCAGCCAUAGUUGUAUAUGAUAUCACUAACGAGGAGUCCUUUGCAAGAGCAAAAAAUUGGGUUAAAGAGCUUCAGAGACAAGCAAGUCCUAACAUUGUAAUAGCUUUAUCAGGAAACAAGGCUGACCUAGCAAAUAAAAGAGCUGUAGAUUUCCAGGAAGCACAAUCUUAUGCAGAUGAUAACAGUUUAUUAUUCAUGGAGACAUCUGCCAAAACAUCAAUGAAUGUGAACGAAAUAUUCAUGGCAAUAGCUAAAAAGUUGCCAAAGAAUGAACCACAGAAUCCAGGAGCGAAUUCUGCCAGAGGAAGAGGAGUAGAUCUUACUGAACCCACACAGCCAACCAGGAGUCAGUGUUGUAGUAACUAAAUCUCCAGUUUGAACUAGCUGGAAUUUUCUUCUGCUUCCUAAAUGUUAAU
Messenger RNA from Otolemur garnettii (small-eared galago), 1188 nucleotides. RefSeq names its product RAB5A, member RAS oncogene family (gene RAB5A). Gene Ontology annotation, molecular function: GTP binding; GTPase activity. The transcript has 6 exons. Lineage: Eukaryota; Metazoa; Chordata; Mammalia; Primates; Galagidae. The record is from RefSeq and is a predicted model, not a curated record. Bases 491 to 1138 code for a protein of 215 amino acids.